Molecule: messenger RNA, 997 nt
Organism: Eruca vesicaria subsp. sativa (arugula)
Lineage: Eukaryota; Viridiplantae; Streptophyta; Magnoliopsida; Brassicales; Brassicaceae
Source: the annotation of a GenBank genome assembly
AUGGUUUCAUCUAAGAAACAUCUUUCUUUCUCCUCCUUAAUGCUGGUCUUCUUCUUCGGCUUCCUCUCUCGUCCGUGUCUCUCCGCCACAUUUCUCGUCGAUGGUGUCUCUGUCUGGAAAACUCCCGUUGUCCAUGUCGGAGACUCCGUUAUUUUCAGACACAAGUACGGGUACGAUCUCUACAUCUUCAGGACGAAAGAUGCAUUCAAUGUUUGCAACUUCAGUCAAGCCACUCUUCUUACAAAACCUAACUCCACCUCCUUCACGUGGUACCCAUCAAGAACAGGCUCUUACUACUUUUCUUUCAAGAACAACACAUCUCAUCUCAAGACCUGCCAACUCAACCAGAAGCUCUUAGUUCAAGUCAUCCUAGCUGAUGCAUCUCCGCCGUCGCAGCCACCAACACCGGCAGUCGCUCCUGUUCCUGUCGCGGAAGGAGGAGUGGUCUCAUCAUCUCCUUCUUACCCAUGGCCAUUAGGUCCAAGAGAAGGUUCAGCUUUCUCUCCGGGACCAUCUCCGUCAGAGAUCACAUCGGUGUCAGUUCCAGGAGAUGGAGUUCCAUUCAUCAACAGUAAUCCGGCGGUUCCACUUCCCACCGGAGAUGUUGACUCUACUUCCAAUAACCCUUUACCCACUUCCACAAGUUCAGCACAUGAGGUGAUGAUGACAGUAACGGUGAAGCUAGUUUUGUCUUGUGUAGCCAUGUUUCUUCUACUCUAGAGAGAAUAAUUAGUUGUUUUUUCUUUGACAGUAGUAGCUUUUACAAGGGAGGAAUAAUUACGUUUUCUGAUCUUAGUUGCUAAUUACAACUUAAGGUUAAUCUUGUAAUCAUUCAUUCUCCCUUUUUGCUCUUUUGGUUAGGAUGUCUCUUGUACGUUUCUUAGGGCGAUGUGCUAUAAAUCAAUGUGGUUUUUUUCUAAUCUCUGUGUGGUCUCCACUAGCUUACUCACUCAAAUGUCUCAUAUUUCUUUUCAGAAUGUUGUUACCACUAGAAAAU